Exaiptasia diaphana is the source of this 1358-nucleotide messenger RNA. Its product is annotated as protein stum homolog. The transcript is spliced from 3 exons. Bases 97 to 783 code for a protein of 228 amino acids. NCBI's taxonomy places the organism in Eukaryota, Metazoa, Cnidaria, Anthozoa, Actiniaria, Aiptasiidae. The record is from RefSeq and is a predicted model, not a curated record.
GAUGUCAUAACAUUAUUUCGCUUUCAGUAAACAAAAACCCCUGCUGAAAUCUCAACAAGCCGGCCAUAAUGCCUUAGUUUACGGCAAUAAUCAGUCAUGGAAUUGUCCUCUGUACCUACAAUAGGCACAAUUAUUUCAGAUGCUAGUCCAGAUACUAAAGAGCAAAGUAAGACAGGCUUAAAUAACAAUACAGAAGACGCUUUGUAUACACUGAACACUCCAACCAAUGACGAUGGAACAUUGCAUGAGCCACGAAACAGUCCAUCAAACCAUUCUCGACGCUUACCAGAUUCCCAUAGCCGAGGAAAGCGUCUUGAAAGCAUCAAUGAGGACUCAGAAUGUUUUAGUUCGGUGAUUCGAAGUGGUUCAAUUUCAUCGAUGAGUUUCACGGCGACUCCAUUUUCAGGAUUUCAAGUCCCCGAUCCUACAAUUGUCCCUCAUGAACACGAUAAAAAGGGCAAAGGAGCCAAGAGACUUUCUGUGAAAGAAGCUAUACCAAUAAUGCCACCUUUUUUAGCUGUUUUGUGUUUGAUUUUCAAUAUCUUAAUUCCUGGAUCAGGAACCAUAUUGUCAGGGUUCGUGGCGUUCUGUUUGUCGCAAGAAGAGGCGAUGUACGACAAGAUGGCUGUACUCUGUGUAAAUUGUUUUGUUGGUUUAGCACAGAUGACGACUGUUGUGUUUUUAAUGAUUGGUUGGAUUUGGAGCAUAACUUGGGGAUGUGCUUUUGUCGGAUUGUCAGCUAAAUAUGGACAUAAACGAAUKCCCAAUCAAAAUUCAGCAUGACACCAGCAAGUCGUGAUUGGUGGAUACAUAGUCACGUGAGAGCAUUGUGAUGGCUCAAAGACAAUGAAGCUCCCGGUGUUUCAYUUCCUGGUCUCCCUGCUAUCAGAUGGCGUUUAAGUUCAGGUUAUUUUUAACACGUUUAACAGGUUUAACAGGUUACUUAUAACACGUUUAGUGGGAUGCGUCAGUCCGAAAUAGGUAGUCCUUGAGUACAAGUAUAUAGUCACACUGGAAUGCACCGAAAAGAAUCUUGUCGUACGACUUCCAUAUAUGGUUGUCAUGCAUCUACACGGUACUCAUGUACACAUAGAAGGCUCUCAUGUCCUUAUGAUGUGAAGAAGAACUUGCUUGAGUGAACCUGAAUUGUUGUGGUAUAUAUGUAACGGAAUACAUGAAUAACAUAUUCAUGAACCUUUUAUAGGGACAUGAUAGCCUUCUAUUUCUACAGUCAACUCUCGCUAUUACGGAAACCCUCGUAGUAACGAGUUUACUUUCAGUUAUUUCUUUGUAUUUUUCGCCGGGGAUUCAGUAUUUUACUGUCUGCAAUAUCGAGGUUUCCGUUGUAGCGGGGUGUC